Saimiri boliviensis boliviensis (Bolivian squirrel monkey) is the source of this 4814-nucleotide messenger RNA. It is a transcript of the gene TAS1R2, whose product is annotated as taste 1 receptor member 2. Gene Ontology annotation, biological process: G protein-coupled receptor signaling pathway; sensory perception of sweet taste. Lineage: Eukaryota; Metazoa; Chordata; Mammalia; Primates; Cebidae. The record is from RefSeq and is a predicted model, not a curated record. Gene Ontology annotation, molecular function: G protein-coupled receptor activity; sweet taste receptor activity. Gene Ontology annotation, cellular component: sweet taste receptor complex; plasma membrane.
GACAGAGCGAGAUCCUGUCUCUAAAAAACAGAAACGACAAACCAUGCUCCAGGAAAGGUGCUAUUUGUUGUUACGACCCACUCAGGACCCCUAGGUAUUUGGCAGGGUGGCUGUCUGUGGUCUUGGGAGGUCACUAGAAUCCUACCCCAGGAAGAUCCUCCAGGGACCCAGAUCCAAAGAGACCAGUGUGGCUGUGGUUUGUGGCACAAGCCACAGGAGAGACCAGGCUGGAAAGGCUGGGAACGGGAGGAUGAGUGAGCUGGGGCCAGGCUGGGGAGGCCUCAAAUGCCAGGACAAGGAGCUCAGACUUGAUCCAGCUGGUGACGGGGGUCGGGGUGGGAUGGGGUAUUAGAGCAGAGGAGGGAUGAACUGAGAGCUGUGGUUUGGGGUUUUAAGCAGACAGCAUGGGGCAGAUGGAGAGGUGCAGAAAGGGGGUGAUGAGGGUCUGCAGGGGGUGUGGCGUGGAAAGUGGAGGGCAUGGAGAGAAUCAUGGGGUAGUGGAGAGUCGGCGCUGGGGCUCUGGACCAGCUGACAUGGAGGCAGACGACGGCAGUGCACGGGGUUUUUAAUCACCUCUUUGUACCUUGAAGCCUCUGCCCAUCAGAACCCUGGAGCCCAGCAGCCAGGUACUUGCCUGUGACCGACCCAUUCCAGCUGAGUGGUGUGUGGCCGGUCCCCUAAGUCUCAGCCACCUGUUGUUAGGGCUGGAAAGAAACAAAACAGCUCUAAGUGGACAAGGGUCUCUGAUUCAAAUGGGUCCCUAGUUCACUGGAGCCACCUCCCCACCUCUGACUCCUUGGGGGUAUUCGCCUUUGAAUUUAGGAAUUUCCAACUUUCUGUUCAACAGCCCUGCCCUUUGGUGUGGGGACCGAGGGUCGGGACCCAGAGAGGGUGUUGCUAGGCUGACGAUGACACCUUCAGAGGAAGCGAGACCACCCCCCCCCCACUCCUUCCCCCAUCCUCUUUGUCACGGCUGUGUUUUAUUUUUUUUUAAUCGAAAGCUCUAACUUUGUGAUUUAAUGAGGUGUGGUGAUGAAGGACCCAGCCCUGGCGUCAGACCACGUGGUUUGAAUCUCAGCUCUGCUAGUCAUGCAGCCGGGGCUGCGUUUCUUCAUUUCUCAGCGCCUCCAUUUCUUCAUCUCUGAAAUGGGGUUAGUAAUGGCCCCGGUUACUGUGAGCCUUAGAUGAGAUGAUGAGCGGCAAGUGAUGCCUGGUUCUUCCAGACAAUGGCUACCACUUUCUGACACCUGUACAUCACUACAUGCCUGGCCUGACUUGGCUGGGCUCUAGAGCUUGGGCGCUUUUGGCCACACCACUCUGUCUCCUGACAGUACCUAUCCUUUGCUCCUGAACUAUUUGAAAUGUCAGGAAGACGAGGCUUUGUCCUUGGACGGGUGGCAGAAGGCUAGGGUGUGGCCAAGUUAUCAGGAUGCUUCCUCUCUCUCCAAAUAGGGUUUCCCUCGACCACCUAGUCCCACGGUGCUCUAAGAAAGAAUCAUCAUAAUUCCAGCCUCCUUUCCUCCCCCUGGGCCCCCAAACCUCUCCAUCUGCUCCAGGUGCCCUGCGAUCAGUGGCAGGACCAUCGCUAUGUAAAUGUCUGUGCAAAUGCACCGUCAUCAAGCACCAGUUCUCCGGCAAGACAGGACUACCUCCUGACAGCAUCACUUCCCAGCCAUGGAGCCCAGGGUGAGGACCGUCUGCUUCCUGUUCUUCCUGCUAUGGGUCCUGGCUGAGCCGGCUGAGAACUCGGACUUCCACCUGCCUGGGGAUUACCUCCUGGGUGGCCUCUUCACCCUCCAUGCCAACAUGAAGGGCAUCGUCCACCUCAACUUCCUGCAGGUGCCCAUGUGCAAGGAGUACGAAGUGAAGUUGAGUGGCUACAACCUCAUGCAGGCCAUGCGCUUCGCGGUGGAGGAGAUCAACAAUGACAGCAGCCUGCUGCCUGACGUGCGGCUGGGCUACGAGAUGGUGGAUGUGUGCUACGUCUCCAACAAUGUCCAGCCGGUGCUCUACUUCCUGGCACAGGAGGACAACCUCCUUCCCAUCCAAGAGGACUACAGUAACUACGUGCCCCGUGUGGUGGCUGUCAUUGGCCCUGAAAACUCCGAGUCUGUCACGACUGUGGCCAACUUCCUCUCCCUCUUUCUCCUUCCACAGAUCACCUACAGCGCCAUCAGCGACCAGCUGCGAGACAAGCAGCGCUUCCCGGCCCUGCUGCGCACCACGCCCAGCGCCAAGCACCACAUCGAGGCCAUGGUGCAGCUGAUGCUGCACUUCCGCUGGAACUGGAUCAGUGUGCUGGUGAGCAGCGACACCUACGGCCGCGACAACGGCCAGCUGCUGGGCGAUCGCCUGGCCGGCGGCGACAUCUGCAUCGCCUUCCAGGAGACGCUGCCCACACUGCAGCCCAACCAGGACAUGAUGCCGGAGGAUCGCCAGCGCCUGGUGAGCAUCGUGGAGAAGCUGCAGCAGAGCACGGCGCGCGUCGUGGUCGUGUUCUCGCCCGACCUGACCCUGUACGACUUCUUCAGGGAGGUGCUGCGCCAGAACUUCACAGGCGCCGUGUGGAUUGCCUCCGAGUCCUGGGCCAUCGACCCGGUCCUGCACAACCUCACAGGGCUGCACCGCACGGGCACCUUCCUGGGCAUCACCCUACAGAACGUGCCCAUCCCAGGCUUCAAUGAGUUCCGCGUGCGGGGCCCACAGGCCGGGCCGACACACCAGAGGUCUACCUGCAACCAGGAGUGCGACACCUGCUUGAACUCCACCUUGUCCUUCAACACCAUUCUCAGGCUCUCUGGGGAGCGCGUCGUCUACAGUGUGUAUUCUGCGGUCUACGCCGUGGCCCACGCCCUGCACAGCCUCCUCGGCUGUGACCACAGCGCCUGCACCAAGAGGGUGGUCUACCCCUGGCAGCUGCUUGAGGAGAUCUGGAAGGUCAACUUCACUCUCCUGGACCACCAAAUCUCCUUCGACCCACAAGGGGACGUGGCCCUGCACUUGGAGAUUGUCCAGUGGCAAUGGGACCUGAGCCAGAAUUUCUUCCAGAGCGUCGCCUCCUACAGCCCCCUGCAGGGACACCUGAAGGACAUCCAAGACAUCUCCUGGCACACGGUCAACAACACGAUCCCUGUGUCCAUGUGUUCCAAGAGGUGCCAGUCAGGGCAGAAGAAGAAGCCCGUGGGCAUCCACACCUGCUGUUUCGAGUGCAUUGACUGCCCUCCAGGGACCUUCCUCAAUCAGACUGCAAAUGAAUAUGAUUGCCAGGCCUGCCCAAGUAACGAGUGGUCCCACCAGAGUGAGACCUCCUGCUUCAAGCGGCGGCUCUCUUUCCUGGAAUGGCACGAGGCAGCCACCAUCGCUGUGGCCCUGCUGGCCGCCCUGGGCUUCCUCAGCACCCUGGCCAUCCUGGUGAUAUUCUGGAGGCACUUCGAGACGCCCAUGGUUCGCUCAGCUGGAGGCCCCAUGUGCUUCCUGAUGCUGACGCUGCUGCUGGUGGCGUACAUGGUGGUCCCGGUGUACGUGGGGCUGCCCAAGGUCUCCACCUGCCUCUGCCGCCAGGCCCUCUUCCCCGUCUGCUUCACCAUCUGCAUCUCCUGCAUCGCCGUGCGCUCCUUCCAGAUCGUCUGCGUCUUCAAGAUGGCCAGCCGCUUCCCGCGCGCCUACAGCUACUGGGUCCGCUACCAGGGCUCCUACGUCUCUGUGGCGUUUAUCACGGCACUCAAGAUGGUCACUGUGGUGAUCAGUUUGCUGGCUACGGGCCUCAACCCCACCACCCGCACUGACACCGAUGACCCCAAGAUCAUGAUCAUCUCCUGUAACCCCAACUACCGCAACAGCCUGCUGUUCAACACCAGCCUGGACCUGCUGCUCUCGGUGGCGGGUUUCAGCUUCGCCUACAUGGGCAAGGAGCUGCCCACCAAUUACAACGAGGCCAAGUUCAUCACCUUCAGCAUGACCUUCUAUUUCACCUCGUCCGUCUCCCUCUGCACCUUCAUGUCUGUCUACGAUGGGGUGCUGGUCACCAUCGUGGACCUCUUGGUCACCGUGUUCAACCUCCUGGCCAUCAGUCUGGGCUACUUCGGCCCCAAGUGCUACAUGAUCCUCUUCUACCCGGAGCGCAACACGCCAGCCUACUUCAACAGCAUGAUCCAGGGUUACACCAUGAGGCGGGACUAGCGCCGCCCAGGGGCAUCCGGGAGGGAGGGCCUCGGUGUUGGGAGGCGGAAGCUGGGGGUCUUGCUGGUUCAACGCCAGAGGGAGGCAGGGAAGCCAUCCCCAACUUUUCCCACCUUGCCCUGGUUUCUGAUUUAACAGUCCUUGGCGGUUCUCUGCAUCGGGGCCAUUUCUGCCCACUUAGUGAUGGAUGCCUUAAAACAUCCACUUUGUUCCUUUCCCUUGACCAAUUUUAAUUGUCAGGCACUGCCACCUUCUUCAAGAAAAAAACCACCCAAGGUGACCUAUUGGUCUCCAAUGACAGUCUGAUUUAGCAGCCUCCAGCCGCCAUCUGGCGGUCACAGUGGGCAUCUGCGGUUGCAGCUCAUUCCCUUCACUCAAGUUCAAGGCUAAGGGAAGCCCUGGUGGGUGCUGGGCUGGGCUGGACCAGGGUUGGUGUGGGCUGGUGGGGCCUGCCGGUCAGCCUGUGAGCUCGGAUAGUUCAGCCAUGGCUCCAUUCGCCAGCUGUCUCACGUGUCCGUUCCCUUUCCUUAUUCCUGAAGAGCUUGGGCCCAGAUCCUUGGGUUAUGUCUCAGGGCUGGCCACGCAUAGCAUGCUUCCCAGAUGCUUGUGAAUAAACCCCCCUUGGGUGAAAUGAA